AUGGAUUAGAAUAAUUCUGAGGUAAAUCAUCAGAAUCAUUAUAGCAUUAUGAAUUCUGUAAUAGUAAUCUCGUGAUUGAAGAAAUUCCAGAAGACAUUGAAAACUACAAAAUUGUUAAUUAGGAAGCAGCUGAUGAAAAUAAAAUCAAGGUGACUCUUGUAAUGUAUAGUCUUAACUACAAUCUUAGGUAAACAACCAGAAACUCAAACAAGAAUUCUUAAACGCAGAUAACUUCUCAGCUUUUACUUAAGUUCUCGUAGUUUCCACUAUCAGCCAUAAUUCAUAAUACGAUGAUCCUUUCUUCCACUAUAUACUUAUGAUGACAAAGUAUAUUCGAAAGGCACUCAAAAGAAUGCUGAUACCAUCAUGCAUUAAAUCCAAAGAGGAGUUUAUUGUAUUGUUAAUCUAAUUUAGAGAUCAAACAAAAUAAUUUGUUUCAAUGUUUCUACCAAGAUAUUAAUAUUGGAUUUAUCACCUCAACUGGAUAAAUCAAAUCUACUGGAUUUAUAUAUGUCCAUAAAACAAUUAGAGAUUCUCUAAUAAAGAAAAUUGUUAUUGAUCAAAAAUAAGAAAGAAUUAGAUUGUUAAUGCAUUUCUUUAAAAUUGAAAAUAUUAUCAAGAUACCAUAUGUAUAAUAAGAUUACAAAAACUAAUUCUUAAAAACAAAUAAAUUUAAAAAUGAAUUCUUAAUUUUAAGUGAAGAAAUAGAAAAUCAUUAAUCUUUAUUUCAAGUUUAUAAAUUAGUAGAUGAUUAAAUUUAUUAUGUUAAAAGAGUAAUCAAAUCUUUUUAUAUUUUUAGAUACAUUUAAGAGCUAAUUUUAUUUCAUCAUUCAUGAGUGUUUUUAAGACAAAGGAUGUUUACAUAAAUAUUGCUAAAAUUUUAACUUCUCUUUCGCAUCCUAAUGUAAUUAGAUUGUAUGAUUGGUGGAUAGAAAUAUUGAAUUUUUAACCUUAUUUAUUUAUGCAGAUUGAAUUUUGCAUAUAUCCUAGAUAUAUAUGUUAAGCUAAAAAUUUGUUAAGUUAUUCCUAUUUUUAUUUGAAUCCAAUGCCACAUAAAUAAAAAUAGAAGCACAUUCAAGAUAUUAUUUUUUAAAUAAUUUAAGGUUUAGAAGUUCUAAAAUUAAGAAAGAUUCAUCUAAUAGAUUUAAAACCUGAAAAUAUAAUGGUAACAAUAACUGUUACUGGAGAUUUAUAAGUAAUGAUAUUUUUGUAAUUUAGGUUGUUCUUGCUGACUUUAAUCCUUAAAUAAGCAAUCAACAAUAAUAAAGCUAUUUAGAAUAAACAUUCUAAGCUUUAGGCACAUUAAUUAUGCAUUUAAUUUUAACAUUUCCUGGAGAUGCUACUCUAAGAGACAAUUAUAUAAAUCAAUUCAAAAAUUUAAAAUUUGAGGAAUCAUUUAAUCUUUUGGAUUCUUUAGCAUAGAAGGUUAAAAAUAGAAAUCGUGAAUUUUCAUUUCAAAAUUAUAAAAAUUUGCUUUAAAUAGCUAAAUCCAUAUUUACAAAAUAAACUUUUCAUGAUUUCCAUGAAUUGAAAACCUCUUUUGAAAAAAUCAAUUGA
Paramecium sonneborni is the source of this 1557-nucleotide messenger RNA. The record is from the annotation of a GenBank genome assembly. Lineage: Eukaryota; Ciliophora; Oligohymenophorea; Peniculida; Parameciidae.